CCACUUGCUGCUCUCUAACUGCAGAAAUUAAGGAGCCAGAGACAGUUUCUUGGACGCCCUGUGAAUAUCAGAAAGUAUAUUUUGGAGGGGUUAAAAGAAGACCAAGGGAUAUGGUGUUCACAUUUGCUUCCAUGGAACCUAACCAGUCUUCCCUGAGAAACAGAAACUAACAGUGGCAAGAGAUCUAACCUAAGUAAGAAAGAAGCUAUUAAAGGAUUCCAACCUCCUCUUCCUUCCCUGGGCUCAAACUCUAUUGAUCUCCCAGUCCAUGAAGAUGACUUGGUGGAAGAAGAAACUCUGCAGGCAGCAUUCCCUGUGGGCCCUGGGCUGCUAUUUGCUGCUGGCCAUUGUUGCUCUGAGAUUCUCUCUCAGAUUGAAAUGCGACUUUGAUUCCCUGGAUCUGGAGUCCAAGCACUGUAGGGACAUCUUGUACAAGUCCCUGCAGUUGACAGCAAGGAGAUCCAUCAACUGUUCUAGAAUCAUCAAAGGGGACAAGGAAGCAGUGAUUGAGGCUCUCCUGGACAGGCUGGAGGUCAAGAAGAAGCGGGAGCCUUUCACAGACACUGACUACAUCAACAUGACCAGAGACUGUGAGUACUUUAAGGCCAAAAGGAAGUUCAUACAGUACCCACUCAGCAAAGAGGAGUUAGACUUCCCUAUUGCAUACUCUAUGGUGGUCCAUGAGAAGAUUGAAAACUUUGAAAGGCUGCUGAGAGCUGUGUAUGCCCCUCAGAACAUAUAUUGUGUCCACGUGGAUCAGAAGUCCCCAGACACUUUCAAAGAGGCAGUCAGGGCAAUUACUUCAUGCUUCCCAAAUGUCUUUAUAGCCAGUAAGCUGGUUCGGGUGGUUUAUGCCUCCUGGUCCAGGGUGCAGGCGGACCUGAACUGUAUGGAAGACUUGCUCCAGAGCUCAGUGCCCUGGAAAUACUUGCUGAAUACAUGCGGAACAGACUUUCCUAUAAAGACCAAUGCUGAGAUGGUCCUGGCCCUCAAGAUGUUGAAUGGGAAGAACAGUAUGGAGUCCGAGAUACCUAGUGAGUACAAAAGAUCUCGCUGGCAAUAUCACUAUGAGGUAACAGACACAAUACACGUAACUAACAAGAAGAAGGACCCUCCCCCUAAUAAUUUACCUAUGUUCGUAGGGAAUGCCUACAUUGUGGCUUCUCGAGGCUUUGUCCAGCAGGUCUUUGAGAACCCCAAAGCCCGGCAACUGAUUGAGUGGGUGAAAGAUACCUAUAGCCCCGAUGAACACCUCUGGGCCACGCUUCAGCGUGCCCCAUGGAUGCCUGGCUCUGUUCCCUACCACCCCAAGUUUCACAUGUCAGACAUGGCUGCCAUUGCCAGGCUGGUAAAAUGGCAGGGCCAUGAAGGAGACAUCAGCAUGGGGGCACCUUAUGCACCUUGCUCUGGGACCCAUCAGCGGGCUGUCUGUAUUUAUGGCAUUGGGGACCUUCACUGGAUUCUUCAGAACCAUCACCUGUUGGCCAACAAGUUCGACCCAAAGGUGGAUGAUAAUGUUCUUCAGUGCUUAGAAGAACACUUACGGUAUAAGGCCAUCAACAGACUGCACUCUGAGAUACACUGAGGGAACUGCUACCUCAGAUCGAAAUGUGGGGCAAGAACAUGUGCAAACAUGCCCAGAAUAUGCUGGGACAGUGUGGGGUGGGAGACCAGGUCUCUGGGAUCCACAGCAUCCCACAGGGUUAGGGGGCUGCUAUUGGAGUGUGGGUAAGUAGAUCUGUUGCCUUGCAAAUUGCUAUCCCGGAUGAACACUGACUUAGCUCACCCCACUCCCAGGAGCCCCUCCACUGACUUUCUCACAGAGUGAGCAGAAGAACUAGUUAUUUGGGAGAGCCAGGGAGGGAAGUGUGACAGGGGACCCUGGACUUUAGUUGAAUGCUUGGUGUCCAGCGUUUCCAUUCUGUGGAGAUGCCAUUCCUAAUAAUUCUAGGCUUGGUAGUGGGAAAGGGGAGUUUGAUGGAAAUAGUGCCUUCUCAUGUACUAUUAACUUACAAAUAAAUAGCUCCUAAUUCAAACCUCUACCUCCGCUUUCUGUUUGGGAAGCCAGAAAUCAGACAAAAGUCCUACACUUGUUUUCGUUACUAUUGGUGGCAUUUAAAAUCCCUUGUGGCUGGCCAGAGACUCCCCAUUAUUCUAAAAUGAUCAUGGCAGGCUGUAUGAACAGCAUAUUCAAAAAAAUAUAAAGGUACAGAGCUGAUGCUUUCAUUGUUGAAAACCCUCCUCAUGUUGUUUACAUUGCCACAUUUGUGACUCUUCUGUAUGGGAAAAGGCAGAGUGAUUUAACCAAUCUGACCACCAUAUCUUUAUGGGAAAAUUACAACCCUAAUUUAGCCAGCUUCACAGCCAAAGCUUAACGUUCCAUAACAAAGAUAAUAGCUAGUUUAGGGAAGGUCACCAUAUAAUUUAUUGUCCAAACUGGAACACUUUUACAGGAGGGAGGGUGGCUGUACUAUUACAAUUAUGUGGGGAAACAAAAAUAAACAAGGACUGUUUAGCUAAACCAGGAAAUCGGGUUAUUUCACAUUUAGGUCUUUUGAGUGAAAACUCUUUAAGUAUGUGAAUGGAAGAGUCACUAUUUGUGGUUCUUUGGCUUAUACAUUUCCUCGUGGGGAGACAAUUUUGUGUGUGUGUAUUUGCCUCCACUCUCUGUAAAUGUUACCCAGUGAAACAAUGAUCUCUGAGGCUCCAGAGAUAAUUGUCAUAGCAUUAUGGAAGGCUAUUGGCUAUUAGUAAUACUCUUCUGUGAUGGACCGGGGAGACUACAGAAAAAGAGGCAUAUCUUCUAUAUAGUACAGUUGAUCUUCUGCAUACAAUAUGCUUUGGAAAAAUGAUUUAAAUACAAAUUAAUUUGUGUAAUUUGAAUGAUGUUCCCAUUAACAUGUCAUGAUAUUGUUUCUUCAUUUCUUAUUAUGACUCAACCAAGUGUUUCUCUCAUUAUCAACUUUCCCUGUAACCCAUGUACUCUGACAUAGUUAUCACUGUGUCUGACAGUGAAUUUUCUAUUUAUAGUGACUGCUUUUGGUAAAGUUGUACUCCUUUGGUAAUGGUCACUGCCACUACCAACUUACCUGCAUCAUACUAUUGAGUCCUCUUCACCUUGCCCCCAGCCCUGCCUCCGAGAUGGCUGAUGGAUAGUCAAGGGCUCAGCAGAUGAGGCUCUGUAAGGCCUCUUCCCGGCAGGGGAGCUCACGGACACCUUCACUGCUGUGGGAAGUGGGCAGAAAAGCUUCCCCGAAUGCUCGCAUUCUGAGGAAAGAACUUGGGUCCUUGGCCUCAUACUUGACUUCCUCUGUAUAUUUUCAUGUGAAAUAAAUUAUCGUUUUUAUACAAACAAACUAAAUUGUGUACUUGU
Molecule: messenger RNA, 3373 nt
Organism: Myotis daubentonii (Daubenton's bat)
Lineage: Eukaryota; Metazoa; Chordata; Mammalia; Chiroptera; Vespertilionidae
Gene: GCNT3
Product: glucosaminyl (N-acetyl) transferase 3, mucin type
Cellular component (GO): membrane
Molecular function (GO): acetylglucosaminyltransferase activity
Source: RefSeq, a predicted model, not a curated record